Molecule: messenger RNA, 696 nt
Organism: Theileria orientalis strain Shintoku
Lineage: Eukaryota; Apicomplexa; Aconoidasida; Piroplasmida; Theileriidae
Exons: 5
Coding region: 1-696 (231 amino acids)
Source: RefSeq, a predicted model, not a curated record
AUGGGACCCAAUUUGGUACUAAAUAGAUUCAUUUCAUUCACUUUUGGUUUCCUCGUUGUCAAUGCUUUUGCCAACCCUGAUUUAGAGCGUUUUUACGAAAUACAUCCUCUAUUCAAACAACGCGAUUACGCUUUUUUAAAUUUCUAUGAGUUAGAUUCAAAGAAUUUUAAGAGAUUUGAGAAGGAUGUGAAGGGAUUGACCAGAUAUUUGCAAACCAAAGCGGGGUACGAUACUUCUAAGGUUAUAGGUCUCAAAGACCUUAAACCUACCGAUUCUUUGAAUAAAUACCAGUAUAUUGGAAUCCAGACCUGGUACAGCCCAGAACACAUGAAAACGGCCGUCGAUUCACUGUUCAGCCAAAAAAUCAUAUCAAAGGGUAGUUUGACAGAUUUUGGUAAAAAGGGCACUGUUUUACCCAGAUUUGAGACUCUGAAACACUCCAAAUCAGAUGACGACGACAUGGAGGAUGAUGAGGAACAGACGGAUGAGGACGACGAUGAACACAUCGACGAAAAAAGCGACACAGUAGACACUGCGGAAAAGGCCGAGUCGAACUAUGCCUCAGAAGCCGCCGAGGCUGACAAUAGAAAAAAGAAGGGGAAGGAGAAUGGUAAUUUAAGCUAUCUAAUGGAUCAAAUGGUCAAAUUAUCGCUGGAAUUAAAGCAAAUAACAAAUGAAAUUAAUUUAAUGGCAUAA